Messenger RNA from Oncorhynchus tshawytscha (Chinook salmon), 1343 nucleotides. RefSeq names its product tapasin-related protein. Gene Ontology annotation, cellular component: MHC class II protein complex. Lineage: Eukaryota; Metazoa; Chordata; Actinopteri; Salmoniformes; Salmonidae. Gene Ontology annotation, molecular function: MHC class II protein complex binding. Gene Ontology annotation, biological process: positive regulation of T cell activation; antigen processing and presentation of exogenous peptide antigen via MHC class II; immunoglobulin production involved in immunoglobulin-mediated immune response. The record is from RefSeq and is a predicted model, not a curated record. Bases 30 to 1058 code for a protein of 342 amino acids. The transcript has 6 exons.
GGUAGCUAGCACCAAUCAGCUAACAUGAGAUGUUGAACACAGAAGCACUAGACUCACACUCAUUGAACCUGCGCUGUGAGGAUAUUGAUACGAGAUGCAAUGGUGAUAUAAAUGAUAGUGGUUCACACAACGACACAGAGAACAUGUCGGUGCUCUAUUCUUCUGUUCUGCAUUUGGCAAUGCUUCUGAGUCUCCACUCAGGUUUGCAGAACCUAACUACACUGCCAAAUCCAACAGCAGUCAUAUUACACAAAGGAAAUUCAGUGACAAUCCACUGCACCCACAAUUUACCCAAUGACAUUGAAAUAUUUACAGUAACUAUAAAAGGAACAGAGGUGCUGUGCUUUUCUCAGUGUAACAGACAAGAGUGUCUGGUGUCGAAGACAUGUAAAGAAAGCAUACAAAUUAAGUGGAAUAAUGAGACCAGAGAAAUCUUCUUUUCACUGAUGAAUCUACAGAUAAAUGAUUCUGGACUUUACUCUUGUGAAGUAAAAAGAGCUGCACCUCCACCUGCACAAGUUUUCUCAAAAAACAUAACUAUUUGUGUAACAGCCCCUCCUGCAGUGUCUGUGUCUGAUGUAAAGGAGUCCACUAGUGGACUUCCCAUGUUGCUGUGCUCCUCUCAGGGGUUUUACCCAAAGACCAUAGAGCAGGUGUGGUUUAGAGAUGGUCAGCUCCUCAACACCAGACUUUCAGACAGGCAGAGAGAGGUCAACACAGAUGGUUCCAUCACCGUCCACUCCUACCUGCCUCUGUCCUCAGGACCCAGCCAGGCUGGCCUCUAUCUCUGCUGGGUCAACCACUCUUCCCUCAGCCAUCCCAUCACUGUCAAUCACACAGUCAUGUCCAAUGGUGUCCCAGUGCGUUGGCCAUUUAUUGUGGUCAGCAUUGGAGCAGUCUUGAUUCUAGUGGUCCUUAUCAUCAUGAUCAUCAAGUGUACACAUUUCAUGCAUUUGGUCCAGUUGAUCAAUGUCACAUUGAUUUUUAUCCAGAGAGAGUCAAACACCUUUUUCUUUUUGGAACAACCCAAGAACCUGUCCACACUGUCUCCUCCGUGACUGAGAACAUCAUCUACUCAACACUGGGAGACCAUCAUCCAAUCACUCUCUCCACUGCUGUACCAACUUAGACAAGGGAUCAACAAGCAGUACUGUACCAAUAGGGCCAUAGACAGUACCACCUGAUGUACCAAAUCCUAGGAUGGGAUCCUAGCUGCAGAUGAAUCAUGUAGGACUUUCUCAGAAUCACCAUGUUUGGGACACUUGACUGGGGAAUGAAAAAAUAUAAAUUUGCUUGUAGGCUAUCUAUUCUAAUUAUGUGCAUAAAAUCAAUUUGAUGUUGAA